Messenger RNA from Daphnia pulicaria, 1153 nucleotides. Its product is annotated as protein ABHD11-like. The transcript is spliced from 6 exons. The coding region runs from base 56 to 1024 and encodes 322 amino acids. Gene Ontology annotation, cellular component: mitochondrion. Lineage: Eukaryota; Metazoa; Arthropoda; Branchiopoda; Diplostraca; Daphniidae. The record is from RefSeq and is a predicted model, not a curated record. Gene Ontology annotation, molecular function: catalytic activity.
GUCUGAAAUUUUGGAUGUCAACAUUACACAAUAUUCCUUCAUUUACUCUUUCUUUAUGGCGAAUUAUAUUCGACCACGCCUGUUUCAUCAGGCAUUGGAAGCCUUGCACAAAUGUAAAUUAGAAAAAUCUAUUCUUUCGCCGAAUUUGAGGUGUAUACAUUCAACCGGUCCCAGAUGGAUUGAUGGUCCAGUAAAACUUGCCUACACUUCAUAUGAAGGAAUGAAUUCACAAAAUGUGUCGCCUAGUAACAUGACUCCAAUAAUAAUACAGCAUGGGUUGUUAGGCUCGAGAAAAAACUGGGCUUCUUUAAGCAAAGCAAUUCAUAGCAAAACUGGAAGAAAGGUCAUUGUCCCAGAUGCAAGGAACCAUGGAGACAGCCCUCACAGCAAUAAUCUUGACUAUGAAGUGCUGUCUAAAGACAUAGUUAAAUUAAUGGAAGAUUUACAAAUACCAAAAGCAACCAUGGUUGGCCAUUCAAUGGGAGGAAGAGCGAUGAUGAAGCUAGCCUUGACCAAGCCUUCUCUAGUUGACAGAUUAGUGGUAGUUGAUAUAUCUCCUGUCAAUGUGAGCCCUGGUGCCCAAGCUAUGACUCAAUUCUUAACUGUAAUGGAAGAUAUAGAUUUGGGAGAUCAACUGAAGCGUGCAACUGCCCGGAAGAUAGUAGACGAAAAACUACAAGUUGUCGUUAAAGACAGUCUACUACGACAAUUUCUUUUAACUAACCUGGUGGAGGAUAACGGAAAGUUCCGUUGGCGUGUUAAUCUUAAAUCAAUCAUUCAAAAUCUGCCACACAUAAUUGGCCAUUUCCCUUUGAAGAGCGAAAGUUACCAUGGCCCCACACUUUUUAUUGGCGGAGCCAAGUCAGAUUACAUCAAACCGACAGAUCAUGACGUAAUACGGAAACUAUUUCCUGGUGCCCAGUUUCAGUACAUCCCUGAUGCGGGUCAUUGGGUGCAUUCCGAAAAACCAACGCAGUUUCUGGAACUUUUGCUACAAUUCAUUAACGAAAAGGACUCGAUCUAGGAAAAUUGUAAUUGUAGUGUGAAUUGGCGAUUUUUUUGUAUAUCUUAACUGUGUUCUGAACUCUUCAUGCAUAUAAUUCUGCACAUGUUGGUGAAACGAGAACUAUAAUAUAAAACUGAGUAAAGCUAG